CGAAUUUCCGAAACGCGCUAGUGAAGUUUGGACCUCUUCGUUUUCCGUCCACGCUUCCCUUUUACCUCUUCACCCUCAUUGAAUUUUUUUUUCUACUUUAACUUUUAUUUUAAGUUUUGUUCUUGUUUGCCGGUGCUUUUGCGAGGUCUGCCUGUGACGGACUGACCUGCGCGCCUCUGCUCUUCCGUGAAGGUGUUUUCCGCGCGACAUGUUCACGAGCACCGGAUCCCGGGGACUCUACAAAGCUCCCCUGUCCAAAGGCCUGCUGCUCGUCCCCGGUGUCCUGGCCUGCUUGCUGACCCUGGGCUUCCCGCAGUACCAGGAGCUCUUCUCCUACAACCUGCAGGCGGUGCGGCACGACUUCCAGCUCUGGAGACUCGUCUGCGGGAGGCUGGUCUGCCUGGACCUGAGGGACACCUUCUGCAGCAGCCUCCUCAUCUACAAUUUCCGCGUCUUCGAGCGCCGUUACGGCAGCCGUAAAUUCGCUUCCUUCCUGUUGGGAACAUGGCUCCUCUCGGCACUCAUGGAAGUCCUGCUCGCCGAGGUCCUCCAUCGUCUCUUCCAGCUCAGAGCGGACGCGCUGCCUUCUGGCCCGCUGGCUGCGGUCUUUGCCCUCUUCGUUCCUUUCUUCCACUCCAUCCCCCGCGUGCAGGUCACGCAGAUUCUGGGCCAGCUCUCCAUCACCAACAAGUCCCUGGUCUACAUCGUGGGCCUCCAGCUCUUAACGUCCAGCCCCUUCAUGUGGAUCGUCGCUCUCGGCGGACUGGGCGCCGGCGAGCUGUACCUCGGCGACGUGCUCGGCGUGCAGCGCUUCCUCCGGGUGCCCGGUUUCGUGGCUCGCGCCUGCUCCCGCACCCUGGAGCCCCUGUUGUCGGGGUCCGAGCCGAACCGGGAGGCCGCCCUGGGUAUGGGGGCCACGCUGGACAUCCAGCGACAGCAGAGGAUGGACUUGCUGGACCAGCAGAUCCUGCUCUCGCAGUUUGCCCACAUGAGGAGGGGCCGCCAGCAGCAGGUCGGCCUGAUCAACUGGGACAGGUUCUUCCCAAAUCUGCGUCACAGGGGUCAGAACCUGGGGCGGCCGCAGCAACCCACGCCUCCACCGCCGCCGCCGCCGCAGCCGACCCCCGCCGCCAGCACGCCUGUGUCUGAGGAGCAAGUGGCCAGGCUGAUGGAGAUGGGCUUCUCUCGCCUGGACGCCUUGGAGGCCCUCAGAGCAUCCAACAACGACAUCAACAUGGCCACCAACUUCCUGCUUCAGCACUGAGGGGGAGGCCGGGGUGGCGUGACCGCACCUCUGGACACCUGCAGGUGGGAGGUGGACGUUCUCUGAGGUCCCGGUUGUCGCGAGAGAGAGAGAGAGAGAGAGAGAGAGAGCGAGAGAGGGACCUGGCGACCUGGUGACCUCCGCUGUGGAACUGCCUGAGGGUACUGCUUCCUUUGGCGCGGGUUCGGGUGGUUUGCUGAUGCCGAUUGGCCGUUCUUCCAUCAGAGCUGCGGGACUCAGGGGCUGCAGAAGUGGAAACCGGUGGCUCUUCCGGGGGGGUGGGGAUGUCGUUUAGGGCUCGGGUCGUUCUCGGCCUCGCCUGGUCCUCGUUCAGACCCCCCGGCGCAAUACGGCUCGCCCACCGGACUCUUCCAGACUGUUUGUGCGUUAUGAAGCCUCUCCACCGAAACAUCUUGGGAAUCCGAAUGAAGAAAUUAAUCAUCAAAAUCUGUCUUUAGUGGAGUUCAUGCCUUUAAGAGAAAUGUGUCUGUACAUAAUUAAUACUGGUAACUACAGUCUACAUAAUUUGGCUGAAUUGAAAGUGAUAAAAAAUAUAAGUUUGGGCUAUUUAACAGUGAACGAUUGUUGUUUAGAUUCUGCUCGUACUGUAAGUGGAAUACGUGUGUGUCGCUUUUCAUCUGUCUUCUUUAUGAUGUCAACGAACGGACCGCAGGUAUAAAUUAAACUGGUUUUGGUUUACUGGAAAAGAAGAGCAUCUUUACUGAGUUGCAAACAGCGGGGAAGGCGCUGCUUCCUCCUUUCGUCACGCUGUCGUUCAUUGCGGAGUCCGUCGAGUCAGUCUCUUAUUUGUGUGUUUAGAAAUUGUCGGAAGAGCAGAGAGCAGAAGAGAAGGGUCCUUCCUCCAGCUUCCUGUGUAGUACCGCACAGGUGGAAAAACGGGUCCGUUUAAUAGUAGAGGUUCAGCUUUCGGAGCGGAACCAAAUGGACCCGAUCGGACCGGUCAGGGAUAGAAGUGUCUCCCUUAUCCAUCCUUUCUCCGAACAGCCCUCAUACACACUGGCAUCAUCAUGAUGACUGUGCACCUUGUGUAUCUGGACAUAGAGUAAAUCAUCCCGAACAAUGAAUGCUUGUAUCUAUUGCUGCUGGAAAGUUUGUUUUUUUUUUUUUUUUUUUUUUUCCU
Messenger RNA from Scleropages formosus (Asian bonytongue), 2405 nucleotides. RefSeq names its product UBA domain containing 2 (gene ubac2). Gene Ontology annotation, molecular function: serine-type endopeptidase activity; protein binding. The record is from RefSeq and is a predicted model, not a curated record. Lineage: Eukaryota; Metazoa; Chordata; Actinopteri; Osteoglossiformes; Osteoglossidae. The transcript has 9 exons. Bases 209 to 1264 code for a protein of 351 amino acids.